AUGGAAGAAAUUCCUGAUGACGUCAACAAUCAGAUUCUUGUGAACAAUCUGAUGAUUCAGAAAGAAGCUGAGCCAAUAAUGGAGCAGGAAAAAUUGGAUGCCAAGGAAUUAAUGAGGGAAAUUUCUUCUGGUCCUGGACAGAACGGGCCAUCAAACAAUCUCCAAAUUCAGACCGACACUUUCUCCAGAAACCUGGUCAGUCUCAAGAACAGGAUGAUUCGCAAUAUUCCAGACCGAGUCAUUGGGGUUCCCAAAUUCUACCAGCACCUGGAUCAGAAUGUUAAAACAAAGGAUUGCGACAUCCACUAUGGUACGAUUUGCCUAAAAAAGGAAGCUGAUGACAGAAUUGUGAACAGCAAGCUACGCGAGCGCGACGUUCACAUCCACGGUCAAGUUGAAGACCGGUUCAACAUGUCAGAGGAGAUGUUCUUCAAGCUUUUCAAAAAUUGUUUGAAGAAAGUCAAUUUUCAUAUGAGCGCUGAAUUUUCUGAGAGCCAAGAGCCAUCACACAAUAUAGCAAAACUAGAUGCAUACCAUUCAAAAUCCUAUUCAAAAAAUUCAUAUUUGCUGGACAGAAGCAUCAGAAGAAAAAAGAUAAGAAAAGAUAUUUUCGCCACUACAGAGAGACUAGAAUUGCAAGAGAAAAUAAAAAAUCAAAAAGAGAAAUCAAGGCUCUUCGGAAUGAUCUUAGCAAGGAAGUGGACCAUGAACCGGUAUCUGUUCCAUGCUCCCACUUUGGUCGAUGCGGACCUUUUGCCAAAGAUUGUGUGUGCAAAGAUUAUUGCUCGCCUCGAUGCGAAUGCGACAUCGACUGCUCACAUCGCUUCCCAGGAUGUGAUUGUGCACCGGGACAGUGUCAAACGGAAGACUGCCAGUGUAUCCAACAAAGGAAUGAGUGCGAAGAAGGCCUAUGUCACAGAUGCUUGGACCACGAGAAUGAUAGUGAGUUGUCCCAAGAAACGUUCCUAUGGAUCGGAGAUGUGGAAACCACACGUUUCAGCGUGCAAUAGAAACUCUUUUAAAAAUUCAAAAGUCAAAAGUACUCGGAGCAGGAUGGCGAAGAGGGACAUCAAGAAAGGCGAGAUCGUUGGAGAAUACACGGGAGAGCAGAUAACCGAUGAUCAAGCGGAUAGAAGAGGGCAGGUUUAUCAUUAUGGCACCAGCUAUGUUUACCAUCUGCCGUAUGCCAUAGGGGCACUUGAUUCCGCAAAAGCCGGAAACGAGACGCGCUUCAUAAACCACUCGAACACUCCGAAUCUCACCACAAUCUUCAGGAUGUCGAAAGGAGAGCCACGAGUGGGUUUUGUUGCUGAUCAGGAUAUCAGGAAGGAUGAAGAAGUGUUUUUCCCGUACGGGUACUCUGAAGAGACACUGAAAUUCCUAUUUUCCACUAAACCAGGGGAUAGUAUGAAUCGAGUACUGGGGAGACAAGGGAGAAAGAUACGUGAACCAUCGCGGCGCCGUCAACCUCAUCGUACAACCAACCGGGACCAUCCUCGUCAGCCGACCAAACAUCAUCUUCCAGGAAACGAGGACCGUCAGACCUAUCCGGACCAUCAAGCCCCGCUAAAAAGAGAAAGUAUUAGUGAGCACGGCCCUCCUUCCAUCGCUUCUCCAUAUCUGUUCAAGCCACUUUUCUCAACAGCAACGAUGCCACGACUUCAGAAAUAG
Caenorhabditis briggsae is the source of this 1671-nucleotide messenger RNA. The transcript has 10 exons. The record is from RefSeq and is a predicted model, not a curated record. Gene Ontology annotation, molecular function: histone methyltransferase activity; protein binding. Bases 1 to 1671 code for a protein of 556 amino acids. Lineage: Eukaryota; Metazoa; Nematoda; Chromadorea; Rhabditida; Rhabditidae. Gene Ontology annotation, biological process: chromatin remodeling.